CGGAAAAAAUGCCAAAAAGUGCAGGUUUAGAGCGAAAAGUGGAAACUAAAAACGAUAGGAUGCGAACAGAUUUGUAAUUUGAGGGAUAAAGAGUCAAAAAUCAAAGUUUUGUAUAAACGAAUCGAUUCACGGCUUCUCAUACUUAUCUUUGGAAAUUCAUACCUUUGCAUCAAAACAAAAUGAGAUUUACACAAAUACUCUAUGGAAUAUUUUUACUAAGUUUACCCGCCUGCAAGACACAAAACAGCGCGGAGAAUCUUGAGGAGAAGCGACCGCAUAUUAUAUUUAUUUUAGCAGAUGAUUUGGGCUUCAACGAUGUUGGCUUUCAUGGUUCAGCACAAAUUCCCACACCAAAUAUCGAUGCAUUAGCAUUUUCUGGACUCAUAUUGAAUAAUUAUUAUGUAAAUCCAAUAUGUACACCAUCCAGAUCGGCGUUGAUGACGGGAAAAUAUCCAAUACAUACCGGUAUGCAGCAUACGGUGCUGUAUGGUGCGGAACCGCGAGGUCUGCCAUUGACUGAGAAAAUUUUACCGCAGUACCUCAACGAACUGGGUUACUCCUCACACAUUGCCGGCAAGUGGCACUUGGGUCAUUACAAAAGUGUGUAUACGCCUUUACAGCGCGGCUUCAAGUCACACGUAGGCUUCUGGACGGGACAUCAUGAUUAUUUCGAUCAUACAGCAGUGGAGCAUGGCAUGUGGGGCUUGGAUAUGCGGAAAGGUAUGGAUAUCGGUUACGAUUUUCAUGGAAAAUACACCACCGACAUAGUUACGGAAGAGGCGGUACGUGUGAUUGCUGCGCAUAAUGCAACCGCCCAACCGCUCUUUCUUUACGUCGCUCACGCGGCGGUGCAUUCAGCCAAUCCAUAUAAUCCACUGCCAGCGCCGGAUGAAGCAGUUGCAAAGCUCGAUCAUAUCGAAGAGAUGGGAAGGCGACGAUUUGCGGCCAUGCUAACACAGUUGGAUAACUCGGUCGGAUUGAUCGUACAGGAACUGCAAAAACAUAAAAUGCUGGAAGACUCCAUAAUUGUCUUCAGCACAGAUAAUGGUGGUCCACCAGAGGGAUUCAAUCUUAAUCACGCCUCCAAUUGGCCACUUCGCGGCGUCAAGAACUCAGUGUGGGAGGGCGGUGUGCGUGGCGCAGCGUUGCUGUGGUCGCCACGUCUGCAGAAACGUCCACGUGUAGCCGAACAGCGCAUGCACAUCGUAGAUUGGUUGCCGACAUUGCUGAGCGCGGCGACUGGUGGGCAAACUGAGCAACUGCACAACGGCACUGCAACACUGGAUGGCAUUAGCAUUUGGAAUGCGCUUGCGCGUGAUGAGCCCUCGCCGCGUCGCACCAUCCUACACAAUAUCGAUGAUAUCUGGGGCAGUGCAGCGCUCACUAUGGGCGAUUGGAAGUUAGUGCUUGGCACUAAUUAUCCCUUAAUGUGGAAUGGUUGGUAUGGUCCGGCGGGUGAACGUAAUGCUAGUGCAUACAAUUUGAAGAUGUUACAACGUUGUCCGGUCGGUCAUGCUUUGGCCAGCUUAAAUAUGACACCCAGUGUGGCGGAGGUGAUACGAAUGCGCACGGCUGCAACAGUUAAGUGUGUGAUGGAGACACCGCCAAACAUAUGCGCUUAUAAGGAGAAGAAACCAUGCUUAUAUAAUGUGAGAGAUGAUCCCUGCGAAUACUAUAAUCAAGCUGAAAAAUAUCCAAAUAUACUGAGAACCCUUUUGGACCAACUGGAGCAUUUUAACGAGACUGCUGUACCUGCUUCCAACAAACCAGACGAUCCGCGUGGCGAUCCCCGUUUGCACAACUAUGUUUGGACAAACUUUGGCGACAUAGUGACAAGCGAGCUUGCCGGAGAGCUUAAAUGAGCUUUUUAAAAAAUGAAAACGUGAAAUAAAAAUAAAAAUCACAAUA
This is a messenger RNA of Bactrocera tryoni, 1908 nucleotides long. Its product is annotated as arylsulfatase B. NCBI's taxonomy places the organism in Eukaryota, Metazoa, Arthropoda, Insecta, Diptera, Tephritidae. The transcript has 9 exons. The record is from RefSeq and is a predicted model, not a curated record. Bases 180 to 1862 code for a protein of 560 amino acids.